Pleurotus ostreatus (oyster mushroom) is the source of this 789-nucleotide messenger RNA. RefSeq lists its product as uncharacterized. The record is from RefSeq and is a predicted model, not a curated record. Bases 1 to 789 code for a protein of 262 amino acids. Lineage: Eukaryota; Fungi; Basidiomycota; Agaricomycetes; Agaricales; Pleurotaceae. The transcript is spliced from 3 exons.
AUGGCACCGAAUUACACCCGUAAAACUGAAUAUUACAUGUUCGGUGGAAACAGUCGGCCCAACAAAGCGAAACAAUUGGCUCAUGCAAGACAGAGCAUAACAAUUACCGGACUUGGAUCCAAGUCCUUCGACAACAUUGUGCAAAACUGUUGCCACAUGUACACUAUGUUCAGUCGUUACACACCUAAUGCGAAAUUGCAGCCAGUCCCCGAGUUCAUCAGCAAAUACCGUGAUGCAGGCAAUGGUGGUGCCAUUGAGUCUCCCGCGCUCACUGCCAGCUCUCGUUUCUUCACACCCAUUAAACAGGCAUCGGGAUUCGACGUUGUCAGUAUAAAUCCAGAACUUGAUCCACGUGGAAUCCUCGGCAAGGUAGAUGCGACAAAGUGGGUGCAUACGGAGGACAACGAAGUAGGAUAUUACAUCCAAACAUCUCAUGCAGACCAAAACAGGCAAGUCGAUAAGGCCCCAAAGCUAAAUAUCGGCGAUAUCGUCGAAAUUCAGGCUUCUAUGCUGAGCCUCCCGAGCAAAGGGACCUACACUGUCAAACUCAUUUUGCGAAGCAUUGUAUUAUUAGAUGGCCAUCUUACAUCGGCUGCCACGACGGCCCGAACUCUUGCCGCAGAUACCAUUAUCUUACCCCCGCCGCGUCAACUCAAGUGGCAGAACCCUUACAGUGGUUACGUCUCCCAACGGGCUCAGACUCCGCAAAUCAAUGAAGCGGAUGUACCUCAGUAUCAGCCAGAGGAGGAAUUAGAAGAAUCUGAUUGGCAUAACAUGCCAACAGAGUAG